This is a messenger RNA of Lodderomyces margitis, 1182 nucleotides long. It is a transcript of the gene CEK1, whose product is annotated as mitogen-activated serine/threonine-protein kinase. The coding region runs from base 1 to 1182 and encodes 393 amino acids. Gene Ontology annotation, molecular function: ATP binding; MAP kinase activity. The transcript has a single exon. The record is from RefSeq and is a predicted model, not a curated record. NCBI's taxonomy places the organism in Eukaryota, Fungi, Ascomycota, Pichiomycetes, Serinales, Debaryomycetaceae. Gene Ontology annotation, biological process: protein phosphorylation; intracellular signal transduction. Gene Ontology annotation, cellular component: nucleus; cytoplasm.
AUGAGCGUUGAACAUCAUCCGCAACAGCAUCACCAAGCCCAACUACAACAACAACAGCAGCAAAUGCAGCAAAUGCAGCAAAUGCAACAAAUGCAACAACAGCAACAACAGCAACAACCAGAAACACCCCAAAGACAAGUGUCUUUCAACGUGUCUGACCAUUACCAAAUCUUGGAAAUCGUUGGUGAAGGUGCCUAUGGUAUAGUAUGUUCAGCCAUUCACAAGCCAUCGCAACAAAAAGUUGCCAUAAAGAAAAUCGAACCAUUUGAACGAUCAAUGUUGUGUUUACGAACAUUGCGGGAAUUAAAACUCUUGAAACAUUUCAAUCAUGAAAAUAUAAUUUCGAUACUUGCCAUACAACGACCAUAUGAUUAUGCCCAUUUUAAUGAGAUUUAUCUCAUUCAAGAAUUGAUGGAAACUGACUUACAUCGCGUAAUACGCACGCAAACUUUAACUGAUGACCAUAUACAAUACUUUACCUAUCAAACAUUACGAGCCCUAAAAGCCAUGCAUUCAGCUAAUGUCUUGCAUCGAGAUUUGAAACCGCUGAAUUUAUUGCUUAAUUCCAAUUGUGACUUGAAGAUUUGUGAUUUCGGUCUUGCUAGAAGCAUUGCGUCGCUGGAGGAUAAUUUCGGAUUCAUGACGGAAUACGUUGCUACUCGAUGGUAUAGAGCACCCGAGAUUAUGUUGACUUUCCAAGAAUACACCACGGCGAUUGAUGUAUGGUCAGUAGGAUGUAUCUUGGCCGAAAUGUUGAGUGGUAGGCCCUUGUUCCCUGGAAGAGACUAUCAUAAUCAAUUGUGGUUAAUUAUGGAAGUCUUGGGUACGCCCAAUAUGGAAGAUUAUUACAAUAUCAAAUCGAAACGAGCCCGUGAAUAUAUCCGAUCAUUGCCAUUUUGUAAAAAGAUUCCCUUUGCUGAGUUGUUUAAAAAUGUCAAUUCACAAAUUAAUCCACUAGCGUUGGAUUUAUUGGAAAAAUUGCUUAUUUUCAAUCCUGCUAAACGAAUUACCAUGGAGGAUGCAUUGAAACAUCCGUAUUUACAAUUGUAUCAUGAUCCAAAUGAUGAGCCUGUUAGUGAAAAAAUCCCCGAGGAUUUCUUUGAUUUUGAUAAAAAGAAGGAUGAGUUGAGUGUUGAAGAGUUGAAGCGGAUGUUGUAUGAUGAAAUCAUGAAACCUUUGUAA